Molecule: messenger RNA, 1410 nt
Organism: Penicillium atrosanguineum
Lineage: Eukaryota; Fungi; Ascomycota; Eurotiomycetes; Eurotiales; Aspergillaceae
Exons: 7
Coding region: 1-1410 (469 amino acids)
Biological process (GO): phospholipid catabolic process
Molecular function (GO): hydrolase activity, acting on ester bonds
Source: RefSeq, a predicted model, not a curated record
AUGAAGUCGAUCGGGAGCCUAAUUUGUCUUGCAGGCCUGCUCAUCCCCGUAUCAGCCCAUCCUACGGCCCGAAAUUCGCAGAUCUGGGGCCAGCUGCGGGAGAAUAUCAAACAUGUCGUCUAUCUGACCUUGGAGAAUCACUCCUUUGAUAACAUUGCGGGCUACUGGGACUUUCACGAAGGCAUUGACAAUCUAGUCAACCGAAAGUUCUGCAACGAGUACACCAAUGCCAAUUGGACCGUGUGGGGAGAGCCGCUUGAGAUCUGUGCUGGUCCCUACGAGACCGAGGUCCCACUCACCGAUCCCGAUCACAACUUCGCCGGGGUCACUUAUGAGAUCUUCCGCAAGUGGAACGUCACCAAGGACGAUGUUCCCAAUAUGGCCGGCUUCGUUGAGCGUCAGUCUGAGAAAUACAGCUCUACACCUGGCGAUGCCUCCUUCGUGAUCCAGGCCUACAGCCAGAAGAAGACGGCGCUGCUUGCUGAACUGGCGCAAAACUUUGCCUUCUUCGAUUCCUACCAUGCUGAGCACCCUGGCCCGACUAACCCUAACCGCCAAUUCGCGACCUCGGGAUCUAGCUGUGGCUUCGUAGACAAUACAGACCAGGCUGCCGGUUUCUACAACAAUGUCACUGGAACCAGCUGUGCCACAUCAGUCUUUGAAUCACUGAGUAAUGAGGGAAUCAGCUGGAAGAAUUACUACGAGACUGAUAUCGUCGAUGCGUUUAACUACAAGUGGGUCCAAGACAAUGCCAUGGACCAUUUGCAUCACGCCGAUCAGUUCUACCGUGACCUGGAAGAGGGGACCCUACCCGCCUUCUCAUACAUCAACCCAGAGUGUUGCACCAUUGAUUCGAUGCACCCAACCAGUCCCAUGGCGUCGGGUGAACAAAUGAUCAAGCACCUUUACGAUGCACUGCGCCGCUCGAAAUACUGGGACAACGCUCUGCUGAUCAUCAAUUUCGACGAGCACGGUGGAUUCGCCGACCACGUCCCCCCACCGAUGAACAUCCCCCAACCCGAGGAUAAAAUCACCUUCAAUGGAACCUCGGAGGGACACAACAUAACAUAUGACUUUACUCGUCUCGGUGUCCGCGUGCCCGCCUUCUUGAUCUCGCCCUAUGUUCCAGCGAACUAUCUCAUUCACGACGAGGGUACCAUGUACGCUGAAAACUCGGCCUACACUCACACCUCGAUCCUGCACUUCCUGCAGGAGCUGUGGGGAUUGGAGGGUCUCAACAACCGAGUGCAGUGGGCCAAGACUUUCGAGUCGGUCUUCACCGAUGUGCAACGUCAUGAUACACCCAAGACCCUUGGGACUCCGACAUGGUAUGGUGGAAGCGGACAGCCCGAGCCAGAUACCUUCUACCGCUUGAACCAGGACUAUUCUUACUACGCUUCCCUGGAUUAA